Toxoplasma gondii ME49 is the source of this 12074-nucleotide messenger RNA. It is a transcript of the gene LSD1, whose product is annotated as histone lysine-specific demethylase. The record is from RefSeq and is a predicted model, not a curated record. The coding region runs from base 527 to 11935 and encodes 3802 amino acids. NCBI's taxonomy places the organism in Eukaryota, Apicomplexa, Conoidasida, Eucoccidiorida, Sarcocystidae. Gene Ontology annotation, molecular function: oxidoreductase activity. The transcript is spliced from 10 exons.
CGGAUAUUCGCAAAUGCUAUUUUGUAAAAUUCCCCCAUAUGUGUUUCGAUGGACUUCCUUUCAGGUGCGUAGAAAGGACUCUGCUGAAGUACCCGGCUCCGAGACUCGGAGGGUCGGGGACGGGGCCGGUGAAUGGGACUUUUUUUCCCUCCAUAAAAGAGGUCCUUGGCGAGUUGUCUUCAUUUAGUGCACGACACAGUAUACCUGUUCAGCUGUACGCACAUCACGCCCUUCAGAGCAUUUGAGGGAAGAUGGCUGCGGCCCACAUGCCACGGUCACUGUUAACGUGGUGAGUGCAACUGCGCCCUGGCAAUAUCGCCAGAAAGCGUUUUGAGCGAUCAAGAGGGAUUUGUGUGCGAGAUGAGACGUUCCUCUCCAUUAGAAAAGUCAAAAUCUUGGGCGUUUGAGAGUCUGGAAUGCGUUCUGCCGUUGUUGUUUCAUCGGUUCUAGGUAGCAACACGACAGCCAAUCAGCCAGUCCGAAGUCACAGUGGUUUUCUCAGUUUUGCUCGACGGACGGAUACAAAAUGGAAGAGAACCCUGAAGAUGCGGCUAAGAGAAUCAGGCUGUUGCCUGACAUCCCCAAAGGAUUGUUACCGCCACUUCUGUCUCCAGUUCCACGGUCCGCGUCUUCACCGCAGCUGAGCAGUUCUGCGUCUUCACCAGUGAUAACGAACGCGAAUUCAGACACAGUUGGACGACCACCAGAGAGGAAGACAGGAAGUGAGAAUGCGUCGGCGGAAACUGGGAGAAAUGGCAGACGAAAAGUGAAGGUGCUGACGGACUUGGAGGCGUGCUCUGCCGAGACGACGAACAAAUCAGAAGACCGCGGCACAGAAACCAAUGGAACAACUCAUGGCGAAGAUGGCGAAGCAUGGGAAUCUUGUCGCGCAGGUGACAAACCAACUCCUCUUCGUCACCUUUCACGCAACUCCACACCCGAUUGCUCUGCCUCUUCACAUCUUCCGUCCUCGCCGACAUCCGGGCGCCCGCAGCGGCAUGUAAUGAGAAGCAAAUACACAGAUAUGCUGAAGGGAAAGUGGACUCCGCCUGCGUCUCGAUGCCUCGAGGAGAUGAAGGAGAAGCGCAGCCGAAAGAGAAGGAAAACAGAUAGCGACCGGGGACGGGGCGCACCGCAGCUGUCCAAUUGUCCGGCGCUACAGCUGAAGAAGCAAAGGCGAGUGUUCUCUGAGGAGGUUUGCGGAGAAAGAAGAGUUCCUGGGAGUCGCGAGUGUCAGCCCGUUGGGCUGGGCGCCUCUGUCUCCGCGUAUUCGUUUGUCAACUCUCCCUUUUUUCUUGAAAACCAGUCUUUCGCUUUGCCUUCGCACUCGCCUACUCCCAGCUCGCUCCGGACUCCAAAGAUAACCGGCCUGUUCGGUCACUUGGAUCUCCUGUCUCCCCCUUCCUCGGUAGCCUCGCCUUCUGCACCAGAGGGAAAAACCGGUGUGCCUUCUCCUCGCAACUUUUCGUCAGGCUCGGCAGCGCCAGCAGAUCGUGCAAGCAGCAGUUCUCUUUUUCAGCAGAGCCAGAGUCCUCUAGGCAGCAGCGCCUUCAAGACACUCGCGGGAGGUCUUUCUGUUCCGUGGAAGAGCGAGCUCGUCGCGGCUUCUCCUGUGCCUUCCUCACCGCAGCGAGGAAGUGAGAAGAUUUCCUGGAAUGGUGCACGCGACGGGACUUCCGCGGGUUCAAGUGGGCAGAAAGAAGUUCUUCUGCAGCGCCACGAAAAAGUCACUGAGACGAAAGACUCCAUUCCUCUCUGUCGACGCGCGAUUUGCGGAGCAGUCCCCCCUGUCGACCUGCUUGGUUUCGGCCUGCCUGCAAGAGAGCUGGCGACUGUGCUUCUUCGGAAGCGAAGAGAAGCCCAGAACCUGCCAAGACGACUGUCACAGGGAGAAACAGACCACAGAGAGGCAGCUAAAAAGCCAAAUCAAACAGGCGUGUUUGUUCCCUCAGAACGUCACAUGUCGACAGCGGGGCACCAGACAGGAAACCUCCACCCGGGUCGAGACCCGCGCCUCCAAACGUUCUCUCUCUCAUCUUCAGCUUCUUCCGUACAAAUGCCGCCUUCUCCAAGCCUGGCUCCUUCCUCCCUUCCUCUCUCCCCUAAAGCGUGUUUUCCUUCUCCUUCCUCUUCUCUUUUCCCCUUUCGUCUGGGAUUGUCUGCGGCGCAAGAGGCAAAGGUGCCGCGCGUACAGAAGUUCGCUCUGAAAUGCGACUGCGUUGUGGUCGGGGCGGGCGUGAGUGGACUGGCAGCUGCGGCUUAUCUUCGGAGAUGUGGGGCGAAGGUUCUCCUCCUCGAAGCUCGGUCGCGAGUUGGAGGCCGAACGUUCACGACGCGCUUGCCAGCACGAGAACUCCCGGGGGGAAGAACUGUGAAGGACAUCCAGGUUGACCUGGGAGCGAACUACAUGCACUGUGUGACUCGCUUUCGUCGUCGGCAGAAGCGCGCCGCGCCGCCGGGGCGUUUGGGAGCUCGCAAGGGACAAGGCGCGUCCUUUUCGGCAGCAACAAAGGCGACGUUCUCUGGAGCGGAUGCAUCCGAAGCGACUAAAAAGAACCUCCCCGAAGCCAGGCCUUUGAGAGACUGCAGGUGGAGGCGUGAGCCUUCUCGCUCAGUCAGCGGCAUCGCUGCGAUUCUCCGCCCGCUCGUCGCAGAUGUCUGUGGAAAGCAAAACUGGGAAAGCACUUUCUUCUGCAACUGGUACGACGAUGGAACCGGAACUCGGAUCUCGCCCGCCUCCGUCGUUCGCGUGUCUCACGUUCUCGAACUGAUUCGCCAGAGAGCAGCUGCGAAACUUGCGCAUUUUCCGGCGCCCUCUGCAUCCUCGGAACCUGCCAAGGAAAGGGAGACGACUCAGGAGCAGUUUGGAAGACACAGCAAGGAGACAAAGGCGAUGGACAGAAACCCAGAACGACGUGAACAGGAAGCCAAGGCGGUCGACAAGAGUUCAGGACAAGCCAGCAGUCCGAGCCAGAGCAGCGAAGCACCGGAGACCGGGAACGUCGUUGCCUGUAAAGUGUAUCCCGAAUUGUCGGCCGCUGCCUCCUCGAUGCUGCGAGUAUCUCCAUCCUCUGCCUCAGCGCCUCUAGCCUCAGAGUCUCCUGUAGCUUCACUUGUCCCUGGAUGCGUCGUCUUCCCUACUUCAGAAGUUGCAGAAGUCGUGCCGGGACCUACGGCGUUCCCACUCUCGUGUUCGCAUGCAGCCGCUGAUUGUUUUGCCGUGCCACUACGAGCGCAUCUGAAAAAGAGGCUGAAGUCCGAAACGACCGAUUCGCCCCCGCAAUCAACUCUCUCCGGAGAGAGGUUCAACGCAAACGCAGCCUCCAGCGCCACGCGGGGAGAGGAAGCCGGCACACAAGAAGAGGACCGAGAAGGCACCAUCGGAGGCGAAGGAGGAGGCGAGAAAGCAGACAACAGCCGAGGUCUUGGACUUUGGCCCGAUGCGCACACUUCGUCGUCGGGUGGGGUGACGGCGGGAUCGGAACUCUGUCCGUGCGUCUGUGGAGCGUCGGAAGAGGAGGCUUCUUCUUUAAACGGAAGGCGGGUUCCCGUACUAAAAGCCGGGACGGUGGAGACAGUCUCUCUGGAGCCCGACGACGGCAGGACUCGUGAGAAGAAGAGAAGAAACCGGAUUCCUUUGAUUGCUUCUUCGGCCUUCCCCGCCUAUUACCCUCUCGGCGAGGCUCUGCUGCGCUCUUCUCCAGGACUCGAGGGUGACGACGCCGCAUGCGACCCUGCUCCCGAGAGACCGUCGCCGCGAGUGUCGCUGGGCGUCUCCAAAUCGCCUCCUGCGUCUCGCCAGGGCGGUCGGUUCGCGAGUGCAUGCUGCACCGUGUGUUGCACUGGACAGUGUCGGAAAAGGCGAGUGAGGAGGCAGCCGCAGGAUCGAGGAGAAGAGGAGUUUGAACGGACGUACCAUGCGGAGUCGGGAACUUUAGAGGGAGUUCAGCGCGAGAAAAGAAGCGGCCGCAGAAAAGCGCAUGCUUCCUCUCUCUGGCGAGACCGCGAGGAGAACAACGGAAGCGAGACGGGCGAGAAGAGCGAUGCGGGAGGCGGGAAACGAGACGCGAGAGGGCCUUGUUCGCCAGGUCAAAUGUCGAUAGAUCAGCAAGAUAGAGAACACGGUUUUUCAAGCCCAAGUGACACGCGAGACGCUCUCUCGAAUGCUGACGGAUCCCACGUGCAAAGUCUCUUUACGGGAGACGGACGCAGAAACCUAAGUGGAGACACUUCGGCCAGCAAGGGUGGUCACGAAAACUUCUCUUCUCCGUCUUCUCUGCCCUCUUCCUCUUCUCUCCCCUCCUCCUCUGUGCCUUCUCUGCGUCUGCACGAGCACUCGGUGGUGCGUCCGGUGUUUCCAGUCGCGGUGUGUACGGACAGCGGAUGUCGGCGAAGCGCGUGGGAUGUUCUGGAGGAGUGUGUGCGGGAGGUGUUGGAGGAGGAAUGUUUGCCUGUCUCUCCGUUUCCUCAGCCGGGAGAAGAAGGCGAAAGACCUCCCUCGGGGGUCCUGUCUCCUGGCAGCGCAUGCAAGCCGCUGGGCUCUGAGAAGAGGUCGCGGAAAGGUAGCCCGUCGGGAGGCUGGGAGGCGACCAGGCGCGUCCCCCAGACUCACUGUGGACCGAGGCGCCAGAGUCCAACUCGAGAAGAAGACGCAGCUGGGAGAAGCAAGUUCACUCUGACGGAAGGCGAACUGAGCGCCGCUGUCUCCGCCUCGACCGAGAAAGGACGGAGGGCUCCCUCUUGUCGAUCCAGCAACGCUUGCGCCCUCUCAGAGCAGGAAAUGCGCAUGCUCUUUGUCCAGCUCCAGUCUCGCCUCGGGUACGUCGGGGACCUUCGCGAGCAGUCUGUGUCGGCGCUCCGGAAUUUUCCAUUUGAAGUCGCAGUCUUGAACUCUCACGGGCAAGCGCGUCUGCAGGCAACUCCCAGGGAAGCUCAAACACCGGGGCAUGGUCAACCAGCACUUCUCUCCCCUUCCCCCCUCUCGCUAGAAACUCCAACCUCGGCACCCCUUUCGCCUCCGUCUUCCCGAGGGCUGCUUGCUGCCUCCGCCGUUCCCUCGUCUCUUUCUGUACAGUCCUCUGCUUAUGCAGAUGCAGAGCCUGAGAGUUUUUCGCAGCUGCCGACUCUGCCCCUCUGGCCGCCUCGCAGCGGAAAAGAACGGAAACCAUCUGAACCUCUGCAGAGAGAUCCGGAAAAGUGCAUCUCCGCGCCUGGCGCUUCCGUCGCUCUCCGAGAAGAAGUGCAACAGAAGGCCUCAAAGGGGAGGCAGACCUUGGAAGGGGAACUGACUGUAGAGCAGAGAGAGGCGGCAGGACGGAGACAGGCCUUAGAGGGGAGAAUGGCGUUACAGGGGAGACAGGCGUCAGAGCCCCUGUCUUUGAUUCGCGCCUUCCCUAUGCACCAGGCGAAUGGAUUCCUUCGUUCUCAGCAGCAGCAGUUGAUUUACACGCUUCAGAGAGAGCAACAGCAGCCGGGGCCUCGCGUGAAUCCGUUCAACGCUUGGACAGCCUCUGGCGCAGACAAAAUUGUCGUGGAGGGGUGGAACUUUCUCCCCGCCUUCCUCGCUCUUCAAGUCCACCCAUUCGUCCUCACAGGCGCCGUCGCUGACUCAGUCGAAGUUCGGCAGCCUCCCGACGAGCUGGAUAAAGCCAGCCAACCAGACGAAGAAACAGACAAAGGACAAGAAGAAAAAGACGAAGAAGACAAAGACACGGAAGAAAAAAGCGACAAAGAGGAAGAGGAAGAAGACAGGGAAGAAGAAAGAGACAAAGAGAAAGAGGGAGGCGAAGAAGAAGACCUUUCUCUCUGGCCUGUUCGCGUGCGAGUCCGAGCGCCUCUGGAGACUGAGAAAUUCAAACAAAGCGAGGGGGUGCAUUUCAGGCGGAAACAGGGGGCGCCGGAGGGCGAGGAAGACUUACGACAAGAGGCGAGUGGCGAGAAGAAAAGGAUUUUUGAAGCAGACGCUGAAGAAAACUCAGACGCAAUCGUCUUCGACGUCUAUGCCAAGUUCGCAAUCGUGGCUGCGCCAGUGUCGCAGCUGGGCGAGUCUUUCCCGGGCGCCGGGUCGACAGACAGGGUCACGGCUUUUCGUACCAGAAAGAAGGCCUUGAAAACCUUUCCAGAUGACAAGAAAGUUGACGGGGAAACACAAGAGGACCUUCUUCCUGCGUUGCCGAGAUCCAGCGGACUUCUCCAGUUCGAUCCACCUCUGUCUCUGGAGAAACAGCAAGCACUAACGCGCAUCGCCAUGGGAGUCCAUAACAAGGUCAUUUUGCGCUGGCACCCGGCAGAUAUCUUUUGGGAGCGGACGCAGCUACAGCUGAACUGUUUGGACCAGAAGUUUCAGUUCCUGAAUCUCCAUGCGUAUGGAAAGGAGGGGUGCCUUCUCGCCCACUCAUUUCCUCCCUUCUCCAACGGCUAUGGAGGUCUUCAGUCCGACGACGCGGUCGUAGCCGAAGUGCUCGCAGUGCUGCAGCGAAUGUUUGGUCUCCCCGACAAGAAAUUCCCUCCGCCCGUCGACUUCAUUGUCACGCGCUGGCAAGACGAUCCUUUCGCUCGGGGCUCGUAUUCAUUUCCUGCAGUGAACGCUUUCGACGACGACACGGAGAUUCUCCGGACCCCCCAUCCGGCAGAAAAUCCGCGAGUCCUCUUCGCUGGGGAGUACGUCAGCAAGGCGUACUUUCAGUGUGUAGAUGGUGCCUUCGACACAGGUUUGCGCGCAGCGGAGUGCGUCGCCCACGAAGGCCUUCAUCUUCCUCUGCCUCCAAGAGAAGACAGAACGCCUCUCGCUUUGGAUGUUUUCACGGGAUGCCUGUCCUCCCGACAGGCGGACGCAUGCAGCGAGUUCGCCUUGGCCUCCCCAGCGAAGAAACGAGAGGCGAAUCAGGAGAAACGAGAGGGAAAUCGAGCGAAAAGAGAAGGAAAACGGAGGAAAAGACAGAAACGGAGGGAAAACGAACUCUCGUUGUCGACUCACAUGUUAACCCCUUGCCCCUUCACCGGCUUCCCCGUUCCAAGUGUGCCGACAGCUCUCCGCGGGUACUACAUCACGGACAUGUCCGACGCAGGCCUCACUGACGGCGAGGGGUCUGGACCAGAACUUUCUUUUUCUCUCUCGGCUGAGGGACGGCGCUGCUCUGCUGGGAAGCGAGCAGAAUUGGAGUUGUGUGAAGAACGUUUCUUGCGACGGUGUCUGGAGUUCUUGGAAGCUGGUGGCGAAGAAGAGAAGGGAAAGGGCGCCAAAGAGGAUUCUGGACUGCUCGGUGGUUUUUUCUCCUUUCCGUCUCAGCGUUUCUUUUAUGACGCCUUUUUCGGUCACCCGACUUUAUGCGGAAGUGAGGAGAAUAGAGUUCCCUGCUCUGGAGAGUCUGGGCGUCGUUCUUCGUUCGCGGAUCCGACAGUUCUCUGUGCAGUGCUGACGAGUGCUCUCGCCUUCACAAGAGAGGAAAUCGAGGAGGCCCUCGCGACGCAUGCACGCCAAGGUCGUUCCUCGAUUCGAGGGUCGUUUUUCUCGGACGCAGACGCAAGUGCGGCUGUCGAAGGAAAGGUGGAAAGGGAAGGGGUGGAGCUGAGGCGCUCGGCGUUGCGUUUAGACGAACAGGCUGUGGAACCGGUGUCGGAAGAGUUUCAAGAGCUCAGAGACUUCUUGGCGUUUCUGGGAACGCGCGACCCGUUUGCCCGCAGACGCCUUCUUCUCCCCCUGUGGGUCGCGGCCCAGUCGGCACGUGAACGCCGAGGGCAAGUAAAGGGACUGGAGGAAGUUGACGAAGAGCGAAGAGGCGCCUCGAACGAAGACGAACCGCAGGAGACAGAGGCGUCCCUCGCCAGAGAAACAGUGGAGACAGAGAGAGGAAAAGCAGACGACGAAGGGGUCGCGAGCUGUGCCGCGUCCUCGCCUCUGAUUGAAAGAAGAUUCGGCGCUGAGGGACGCGAGCAAGUGAACCGCAGAGCGCGAAGAACAGCGACGACUGUAGCGGAAGACAGACUGUCGCAUGCAGAGAGCGAACUCGAUUCGGAGGGUGAAGGUGCAGAAAGAAAAGAAAGGCAGCGGGUGCGCUGGGUGUAUCUGAGGGCAGCUGAAGUCCUUACUCGUCACGCCCGAGCUGCCGCGUUCCUCCCUUCGCUUUCUCCCGUCGGACUUGCAAGUUUCCUCGUCGACUCUCUCCCGCGUCUACCUCCAAAGAAAAGGACCGGGGCGUCUGCAAAGAGCGGCAGGACAGCUGAUAGGGAGACGCUGAGGACCCUCCGAGAGAAGAAGUCGCGAAACAGCGACCUCGCUGCGCAUGCAACGCGCGCUCACACACACGAAGACGCAGAAAAUACACCCGACCUCGUGGAGCGUAGCCGGAGCUUCCCUCCGUCUCUCUCUCGAGAAGUUUCACCUGAAUGCGGCAACGAAACCCGCAUGGCGUUGAUCGUCUCUCGAUCGCAGGCAGAGCGCGAGAACAUCCGUGGAGACUGUGGGGGGGUGAAGGGAGGUUGUUCGGAGGAAAAGACGGAAAAGAACUCUCGAAGUCUCGGGGUCACGCGAAAGGUUUUGAAAGGUGCACGCAGGCGACUCCCAACUGCCUCUGAAUUCAAGAGAGAACUGGAAAACCGUCUCCUUCACCACCUUGCUCGAAGUGCAUUUCCCUCCGACAUUGAAGCCACAGCGCUGCGGGAACUGCUGCGAGCGGCGCAAGACGAAAGAGACAUCAUCUCCUGUUGCCAUCGGAGGCAGGCCGAGGCCGGGAAGGGCGUGGCGAAGGAGGACUUGGAGGUACAAGGGGACUCGAGCUGCCUUUCCCCAGCAUUCACGGAGAGUAUAGAGCGCCAGACAACACAGCGCAGUGCGGAGAGCGAAGGGGGAGAAACGGCGAGCAGGUACCAGGGACUUCGCUCUGGUCUGCGAGGUCAGACAGAAGAGGGAAACGAAGUGGAGGUGACCGGAGCAAACGCGGGAGACGAAAGAGAAUUUCCGCAUGCAGGACCUAAAUCAGGGGAAUCUGAGCAUUUCGACUAUGGAUCGGAAGACGACUUUGAGCUGCGGGAGGGAGGCCUCUUGUCUGACUCGGAGGGCGAGAAAGGCUCUUACCACGAGCGACUUUGUUGGAUGUGUGGGGUCGGUGGAGAUCUUCUUCUCUGUGACGGCGAAGGGGACCCGGACAUGCGCCGAGAAAGAACAGCAUCGAGAGAAGAGAAGGGAUCUUCGACUUUUGUGACGCUCUCUCGCGAGUUGACGGCAAACGAGGAUCGAAAGGCCCUCCCGUCUUUCGAGAUCCCUCGCACAUCGGCAUCGCAGCACCAUCUGUCCCCCAGGUCUCAGCGUCCUCGGAUUCUCUCGCCCUCCCCCCGUCGGUGUCGGCGCGUGUUUCAUCUCGCCUGCAUCUUUCCGCCUCCUACGGAUGAAGAACUGCAGCAAGACGCUGUCUGGCGGUGUCCCGUUUGCCGCUUCAGAAGCGAGGAGAGACAGCGCGCGAGCGGCUUCGGGGAUGGCCUUGUCCCCUCGAGCCUCGCUCUCCAUGAGGAGACAGCGUCUGCGAGAGAGCACAUUCAAGAGAGCACCCCGGAACCCGGAGAGAAAAGCAGAGGUCGAGACGAAAGUCAAAGAAGAUCUGUGCAGUCAUUUUCUUUUUUCUCUUCUUCCUCUGCUUCAUCGUGUUCCUCUUUAGCUUCCUCUUCUUCCUAUCCUUCCUCAUUUCCUCCUGCUGUUUCUGGAUCUGUUGCGAAGGGUCAAGGAGGAACUUCGGGAGCUCAGACGGCGGUACAUACACCGCGUGAGUUGCGUCGCUUCGGCACUUUGUCGAGUCUCGCGCUGCACCGCGUGUCUCUGAAGAAGUUGUUCGUGGAGGAAGUCAAGUGUCUCCUCUCCACGACGCGGCGCGUCCGACGGCGCUUCGACUUCCUCGCCCGGCAACGCGAGCGCCGCGAGGCAGUCCAGCAGCGGAAGGCGCAGCGACGGCGGUGCGCCGAGCAGAAGCGGGAGGAACAACGCAGAAGGAAACUCGGAAAAGCCGCCAAGAGCGCCCCUCGCGGGGCGGAGGCUGAUGGAGAACGCGUAGGAGAGAGAAACGGCGACAGGGAAGACGUCGGCAAGGAACAACACGCCAGAGAAUGCUCAGAGGAAGAGCGGGAACAACACCAACAACAUACGAAGGAGAGGAGCGAGGAGAAGAGGGAGGGGAGGGACGGCUGUCUUUGUCAGCCUGCUGUUUCUUCAGAGGCGAAUGGUGCCGAAGAGCAGACGGAGGGCAAGGUGAAGAGGAGAAAGAGAGGUCGCGUGGUUCUUGCGAAGAAUAGGGAAGGCGAAAGGCAAGGUGAUGGAGAGAAACAAGAAACGUUGGAGGAAAAGCUCACCGUUUCAGAAGAACCAAAACGUACCAUUCGAACGCGCUCCUCAGUCGCCGUGAGGCCAGCUACGAACGAGGAGAGCGAUGGAGAGAAAUCAGAAGACGAAAACGGCGACGAAGACCUCUUCACAGAAGACGGGCGACCUGUUGACCCCUUUCUAACUGCCUCAAAAGACUCCCGUUUCGCCUUUGCCUUGCAAGUUCUAAAUGAAUUUCGAGAGGCGAAUGCGGUGUCUCCGUGCCAUCUGCCCCUCGCACGCCUCGCCUGGCACAUCCAAGCCGGCUGCCGCUGCUGUACAUACUCCGCGGCGGAACCCGGCGACGAGAAGGCAGACGCAGAGAAAGAAGACGCGUCUCGAGGAGGAGACAGUUCUCUUCUUUCUUCUGUGCGGAGCAGCGGCGAGAGCAACCGAGGACUGGGUGGGAAGGGCGAAUCCCGGGGGGGCUGGAAAGCGCCUCAUUGUGCAAGAGGCGACUCCAAAAACGCAGGAGAUUCUUGGUGUUGCUGUGGUUGCGGAAGAGAAGAAAGCGAAGGUGAUCCAGAAAAAAAAGGCAGAAACUGCCGAUGUGACCUCGCGAAUCUGGAGGCUGCGGCUGAGGCGGUCGCGACCCUCGCGUGUGACGCCGCGCCUGGCGCAUUUGAAGAACGCGCUAGACGAGACGAAGAGUUGCGAAUGCGAUGCGAAAUUGACGGAGAGGAGAAAAGGAAAACAGGGAUGGAGAAGCCAAGGAAAAGAACAAGCGACCUCCCACAAAGGUUUUCUGCCGCGUGCUCCUUGGAAUCCGAGAAGUCUUCGUUUCUAACACCAAGUGCAGAAGCGAGAGAGAGACACGAGAGGUUCUGGAGACCAGACGUGUCUUCACGGUUUCAGUCGCGCGCCUCCAACUCCUUGAAGUUCCUCUCUCGUUUCGCGACCUCGCCCUUCGUACCGCGGUGCUUCUCACAGCCAACGACGUCCGUGCGGAGCCACGGCCUUCUCUCAACUGCCAGACAACCUGUAAAGGCCGGUCAAUUCAACAGCCUCCCAUCCAGAAGUUUUACUUCCAGAAGCCCAACUUCCAAUAUCGUCACCUCCAACAUCGCUACCUCCAACAUCGCUACAUCCAACGGCGUUACCUCCAACAGCUUCAUCUCCAGUAGCCCCACCUCGAAUAAUCUCACCUCCACCACGCUCUCGUCUCGAGACUUUGUGGUGGCUUCUGGACUUCCUGGCGUCCCAGAAUCGGUGUCGUUGUCUCCCGCCGGUUCUCGGGCGUUGGCCGCGAACUGUUCAGUUUCCGUUGCACCUCGAGACAAGGAACAUCCCGGAUCGCUUUCGACGGCAUGCGUUUCUGGAGAAAAUGGUGGGAGGUUAUCUCCCGCGCCGCCCGUCAACGUACCCUGCUUCUCGAGGGGUCCGAUGAAGGCUGCAGCGAAAGCAAGGCCGUUCCUGAGAGGGGGACAGAGCAGAGUGAUGCCUGCCAACAAAAGUGGAGCUGUAAGACUUCCGGCCAGGAUGCCAGACCACCCUGAAGGGCGACCUCCAGAAAAUGACUCGAUGCAGUCGCCAGCGCCGGGAGAGGCGCUACAGUCCGUGCCCGACGGGAAUGCUGCCCGGCCCAUGUAACUGCUUCCAUGGAAACUUCGGGAAAUUCACUUUGUAGUCACUUCAAUAUCAAUUACUUACUGCCCUUUUUUUCGCUGGCGCAUGUAACUGGCUUCAAAAAACGUUUUAAGGAAUUCUUGGAAUCACCUUAAUAUAUGCC